CCGGGAAAGUAAGCAAUCAUCAUGAAUUGGGUUCUCCUCAGUUUGUUCACACACUGCUUUCUCACUUCAUUCGUCAAUGCUCAGCAAGAAUAUUCAGCAAAUUCAGUGCUGGAUUGCAACAACAAAGAUGAAACAAAGCCCUCUCCGGCUUUCCUUUACGCAUGCAACGGCCGAGAAACCUCUUGCCUGGCGUUUCUGAUCUUCAAAUCUCAACCUCCUUACGAUUCAGUUCCCACCAUUUCAGCUCUCACAUCCUCAAACCCCUUGGAGCUUGCUCGGGCCAACAACGUCGCAAGGCUCACAGUUUUCCCAACAAACAAGGAGGUCAUUGUUCCUGUGAGUUGCUUGUGUUCGGGUCAGUACUAUCAAGCCAACACCACUUUUCUCAUUCUGAACGACAUUGAAACCUAUUUCACAGUAGCAAAUAACACAUACCAGGGAUUAUCAACCUGUGAUUCCCUCAAGCGUGCGAAUUCUCAGGAUGAGAACACAAUGCAGCGUGGCCUUCGGUUGCAAGUGCCUCUUCGAUGUGCUUGUCCUACUCGGAAUCAAACUGCAAAGGGUACAAAGUAUCUACUGACUUACUCAGUUAGCUGGAGUGACUAUGUUCAUGGUCUAGGGGAGAGGUUUAAUGUUACUGCAAAGAGUAUACUUGAUGCUAAUGGUUUUUCAGAGGAAGAUCCGACUAUUUUUCCUUUCACAACAAUUCUGAUUCCUCUCCCAACCGAACCACUAAGUUCACAAACCAUAGUUCACACCCUUGAGCCAGAAAUCUUACCUCCACCUACUUCUAAGGACAGGCACAUCAGACACAGAAGAAAACUUUACGUGGGCAUUGGAUCUGCAGCAGGUGGUUCUCUGCUUGUUAUCGGUGCCAUUCUGUUAGCCAUCUUCUUGUUUCGGAAGAAGAGAACAGAAGGCACUCCUGGGAGGAACGAAGGGAAGAGAAAACCUGUAUUGCCCAAAGACCUCCUUUCUGAAAUUGCUAGCUUUGAUCGAGUCCUCAAAGUGUUUAAAUUCAAGGAACUAGAGAAGGCUACAGGAAAUUUCAGUUUCAGGAGUAGGAUAAAGGGUUCUGUGUACCGUGGGGUGUUCAGCAAGGAAAUCCUAGCAAUUAAGAGAAUGAGUAUAGACGUAUCCAUGGAAGUGAACAUGCUGAGCAAGAUCAACCACUUCAACCUGAUAAAGCUUCAUGGUGUCUGCAAAGAUCGUGGCUAUUUCUACCUCGUUUUUGAGUACAUGAGAAAUGGUUCUCUAAGGGAAUGGCUUCAGAAGAAAAGCUCCAACGAGACAGGAGGCUGGAGUCAGAGGAUUCAGAUUGCCCUGGAUGUUGCUAAUGGGCUUCACUAUCUUCACAACUUCACCAAACCAGCCUAUGUGCACAAGGACAUCAAGAGCAGCAAUGUUCUACUAGAUGGCAGUCUAAGAGCUAAGAUUGCAAAUUUCAGUCUUGCAAGAACAACAGUGAAGGGAUCAAACAAUGCUCCCCAGACAACACGAGUAAUGGGGACAAGAGGUUACAUGGCACCUGAUUAUAUAGAAACGGGGUCAGCAACUCCUAAGAUUGAUGUCUAUGCUUUUGGAGUUGUGAUGCUCGAGUUGAUCACAGGAAAAGAUGCUGUUAUUAUACAGGAAGGCCAGGAAGUGCUACUUUCAGCAGCAAUAGCUUCCAUCGUGGAGGGUGAAAAUGCAGAAACCGAGCUUGGUUGCUUUGUUGAUCCCUGUCUUGGAGAAGAUGAUGGGAUAGAACAUGCAUUGCAGGUGACAAGAUUAAGCUUAACCUGCUUGAGAAGAGAUCCAACAAGCAGACCAAGCAUGGGUGAGAUAGUGUCAACACUGUUGAAAGUUUAUGUUGAUAUACAAAAAUCAGAAUCAUUGUGUUGAAUUUUCUGGAGUGUAGAUUGAUGAAGAGAGUAAGG
Cornus florida is the source of this 1919-nucleotide messenger RNA. RefSeq names its product lysM domain receptor-like kinase 4. The record is from RefSeq and is a predicted model, not a curated record. The transcript has a single exon. Gene Ontology annotation, biological process: protein phosphorylation. Gene Ontology annotation, molecular function: protein kinase activity; ATP binding. Lineage: Eukaryota; Viridiplantae; Streptophyta; Magnoliopsida; Cornales; Cornaceae. Bases 22 to 1884 code for a protein of 620 amino acids.